AUGGGAGUUGAGAACAAGAUGGAACUUGUUAGGCAAAUCCUGAAGGCAGCAAGAGUACUAAAGACAAUGAAAAUCACCAGUCACAGUGAUCUAGACCAAAGGAAUAAGCCUAGUGUUCGCAAGAAAUUGAGGAAGUUUCAAAGGAGCACUCGGAAUUGUCAAAUUGCAUUUGGAGCAUUAGUGCAACCCAUACUUAAGCUUGUUAUUGGGUUUUUACUAAAUUCAAAUGACUAUUGUGUUUACACAUUUGAUGAGAAGGUUUUGAAUCAGAUGAAAGUGGAUGGGAUUAAGCCUGACAUUGUUUGUUAUACUAUGGCAUUCAAAGGGGCUAUCGUGGAAGAGGAUUUUGGGAAGGCCGAUGACACAUUUGAUGAAUUGCUUGUGUUGGGUUUGGUUCCUGAUGUUUGCACUUAUAACGUGUAUAUUUAUGGCUUGUGUAAGCAAAAUAGCAUGGAAGCUGGUAUUAAGGUGAUUGGUUCAAUGGAGGGGUUGGGGUGCAAGCCCAAUGUGAUUACUUACAAUAGAUUAUUGGAUGCAUUUUCUAAGGCUGGGGGGUUAAGUAUGAGCAGGAAGCUUGUUAUGGACAUGGGAAACAAGGGUGCUGAGUUCAACUUUUGGACAUAUAGGAUUAUGCUGAAAGGUGUUGAAGUGGGCCCGUGUGUGGCUUGA
This is a messenger RNA of Quercus lobata, 669 nucleotides long. RefSeq names its product pentatricopeptide repeat-containing protein At2g38420, mitochondrial-like. The record is from RefSeq and is a predicted model, not a curated record. The coding region runs from base 1 to 669 and encodes 222 amino acids. Gene Ontology annotation, molecular function: protein binding. NCBI's taxonomy places the organism in Eukaryota, Viridiplantae, Streptophyta, Magnoliopsida, Fagales, Fagaceae. The transcript is spliced from 3 exons.